Messenger RNA from Penicillium oxalicum, 735 nucleotides. RefSeq names its product mitochondrial 54S ribosomal protein bL17m. The record is from RefSeq and is a predicted model, not a curated record. Gene Ontology annotation, cellular component: ribosome; mitochondrial large ribosomal subunit. Bases 1 to 735 code for a protein of 244 amino acids. NCBI's taxonomy places the organism in Eukaryota, Fungi, Ascomycota, Eurotiomycetes, Eurotiales, Aspergillaceae. Gene Ontology annotation, molecular function: structural constituent of ribosome. The transcript has 2 exons. Gene Ontology annotation, biological process: translation.
AUGGCUGGCGGUGGUGGAAAAUAUCGGCAUCUCGGCCGCAAGUCUUCGCAUCGACAGGCGCUCCUCCGCAACCUUGUCACCUCACUGUUCGAAAACGAAUCAAUCACGACAACAUGGGCAAAGGCCAAGGAAGCCCAGAGACUGGCAGACAAACUGAUCACCCUCGGCAAGAAGAACUCGGAGGCUAGUCGGAGACGGGCUCUGGAGAUUUUCUACAAACCCCACGACAUCGUCCCUAAACUCUUCGGUCCCCUCCGCGAACGCUAUGCGGAACGACCAGGUGGCUAUACCCGUGUGCUACGUGUCGAGCCCAAGGAGAAGUUCGAAUACUACAACGUUCGCAAGGGUGACAAGAAUGCCGUUCCUGAGCGCAAGCCCGCCGACCAAGCGCCCAGUGCGAUUCUGGAACUUGUCGACGGACCCAAGGACAUGCGGUUUGCCAUGACGGCGCGUGCGAUUGCGCGUCAACGUGAAGAAGGCCUGUCGGAGCACGAACUCACAAAAUUGAACAAGAUGAAGGUGACACGGUUUCGAAAGGGCGGGGUGGAAGAACUGGAGGCCGCGGUUCAGCAGUUGCAGAUCCGCGAUUCCGAGACCGAGGUGGAGGUUCAGUCCGCGUUCCCCGAGGGGGCCGAGUCCAAGGCGUCCCAGGCUGAAGCAGAGCGAAGUGCUGCUGAGGCUAAACGCAUUGCGAGGGGGCUCGGUUCGAUGGGUGUCGGCUCCAAGGCUAUCUAA